Rotaria socialis is the source of this 663-nucleotide messenger RNA. The record is from the annotation of a GenBank genome assembly. NCBI's taxonomy places the organism in Eukaryota, Metazoa, Rotifera, Eurotatoria, Philodinida, Philodinidae.
AUGACAAAAGAACAAAGGAUUUUUAUCCUUAAAUUUUGGUGGGAAUCAGGAAGAACAUUACAAACAUUAAAUACAGCUUUUCGAAGAGAAUUUCCUGGUGAAAAAAUUCCAACUCGACAAGCAAUUUACUUAUUGGUAAAAAAUUUUGAGGAAACAGGUUCUGUUGAAGAUGCAUCACGAAGUGGAAGGCCGACAACACUAUCUCAACGACGUGCUGCACUUGAACUUAAUAUCUCUCGUACAAACUUACGACGUCUUAUGAAAAAUUUAAAUUUAAAACCAUUUAAGCCAAGACUGUUACAAGCCUUAAAUGAGAAUGACCCAGAUCGACGACUCGAAUUUUGUGAAUGUUUGUUAGAUUCGGCUGGAGACGAUCCAACCCUAUUAGAUCGAAUUCUCUGGACAGAAGAAGCCUCGUUCCAAACGAAUGGUCGUGUUAAUAAACACAAUUGUGUUUAUUGGAGUGAUACAAAUCCACACUUUAUCAUCGAACAAGAACUCAAUGUACUCCGACUGAUUGUUUGGGGAGGAAUAUGGUCAUACGGUGUUGUCGGGCCAUUCUUUUUUGAUGAUAAUGUUGCAUCUCAAACUUAUACCUGCGUGUUGGAGGACAACAUUAUUCCACAACUUCAAGACCAUCCAGCUUUUCCAACAAUGAUCUGA